This is a messenger RNA of Dreissena polymorpha, 3439 nucleotides long. RefSeq names its product protein rogdi-like. The transcript is spliced from 13 exons. Gene Ontology annotation, cellular component: RAVE complex. The coding region runs from base 227 to 907 and encodes 226 amino acids. The record is from RefSeq and is a predicted model, not a curated record. Lineage: Eukaryota; Metazoa; Mollusca; Bivalvia; Myida; Dreissenidae.
ACGAGGAGGAGAUUCAGACAUUGAUCAAACAACACAGAUUGUAACAAUUUGUUGGCAGCACCACACUUUUCUAAGAAGUCCUUCAUUACUGAGUGGAGGAAGAACACAGCAGCUGCAUUUGAAAAGAACCAAGGAAUUAGUAUGGCUUCUAGAUGAAGAAGUAAAGAAGCACCUAUCAGAGAUACACCACACAUUGCUGGAAUGCAGCCGUCGAUUUCCAUACAGGAUGGGUUUUGCAAUGGACCCAGAAUCUGAAGAUGAUCGCACUGUUUUGAAGCCACAACGAAAUCUUCUCUCCAGUCCAAAUAACACAGGGCAGCUCAAGUGUGUAGUCACUCUUAUGGGGGACACUCUGUGUGAUGCAGAUAUCAGUUUCCGUCAUAAGCUGGGCAAAGAAAAUCACAUCUUCAAGACAAAGAUUGGACCAGAAGUACAGUGGCAGCUUCCACAGGUCCAAGAAGCCGCCAACCAUCUUGCCCGCACCCUGUCUAUAUUCCACACACAUGGGGAUGACCACAAAUACACCACUGCCAAACAAGUCAUACUGAUACUUGAUGAGGUCAUGAAAUUGCUCAACGCUGGAAAAACAUGCUUAGCAUUUCCGAAGCGCAAAUCCAUCGAGGACCUGGUCCAAUGUACAUCUAUGCAAAACUUCCACCCGCCUGUACCCAGUGAUAUUGCAGUCAGUUUCUACAUCCAUGCUUCCAAGCUUGUGAUGGCUGUCUACCAUCUGAGCACGUCCAACAACACCCAGGACAUCACCAGCAGAUUCCAGGUGGAGUGUACGGUACAGUGGCUCAACGAGGCUAUGGUGCUGUAUACACUGGCCCUACAGCAAUGCCAGCAGCUCUUUGACAAGUUGAUAGUGCUGGAGCAUGCUCAGCCCCACCACCGGGCUGUGAGAUGACAGGCUGAUAGCCCAAUGAGGCUGAAAGCCCCAUGUCCUCAGUUUCAGGGAUCCUACCCUAACAUCCUAUUACUUAUAUAGCCAUGCCGGAUACACAGAUAUGUCACUAGUGCUGCGCAGUUGAAACACUUGCAUAAUACUUCGGACACUGUAGUUAUAACUUACAUUAAAUUAUAGUUGAACAUUACCACAGUAGGUCAAAGUAUGUGGAAAAAUUUCAGUCAGCUGCUGAUGCUGAGGUCUUCUGCAGUGAAUUUUCUAUUAUAGAAAUUAACAUUAAAGUUGUCAAAGUGUUUUUAUCUUUGUUUAUUAAUCCGAUCUUUAAAGUACUUUAUAUUCAGAACAGUACACUAAUGCAUGAUUUGCUAAGCAAUAUUAUCCUAUCAGGGUAUUGUUCAGCCAGACGAGUCGUAUCUGAGGAGAAAUGCUUAAUUAAUGUUCAUAUCCCAGGCUUUAUUCCUUUUUGUGUGGGAUCACUAAUUUUUAGUUAUAAAAUUCCAUUUUACAGACUGAAAUGUACACUUUACACUAUGUGAUACACUGUAAAUGUAUUCUACAAAAAAUGACUUAAAUCAAAUAAUAUAAACUUUAAGAAAUGCCUUUGAACCAAACUAAAUUGCCAGUUGGUGUUGUAUCGAGAACAAUUAAUAUUCAAUGUUUAGAUUGUUUACAAAACUUUUUGUGAAUAAUUUAUCUUUGAUCGUAAAACAUUAUCAAAUGAGCACAUUGGUUGUCUUCACUGUCUUAGUUUGCCUUAACUGUUUCAUUAUAUGCUGUUAUGGAAUAAAUUUGUUGCAGGAAUAAAUUUGUCUGCAACAUACUUUUAUCUGUUGUUAUGGAUAUUCAGGAUGUUAUUUCCUGUGUUUUAAAGUUUGACACAUUUAUAAAUAAAGUCCACUUGUUUAAGGACAAAACUUUAAAUAGCCAGUGAUUGUUGUAUGUUCACAACUAAAAUGGACCAUUUGUAACUGAUUUCUUGAAACUAUUCUUGUAUAGAGGACAUUAGACAGACCUCAACAGAUACUAACAGAUGUUAGAGCUUUUAUUUACCUGAGAUUGAGAUAUUUAAUUUUCUGCAAACGUAAUGCAACAAUGUACUUUAUUUGCAUUGCUUGUUUGUGAAAUCAAUCUAAUUUUGACAUAAAAUUAUAAUCACAUUUUUAUAUCAUUUACCGGUUCUGUGAUAUUUUGAACAACCACGAAAACUGUUUCGUGUCAAUCAAAUGUUAAGUUCUAUUUCAUAAUUUCUAUAACAUAUCAAUUUCAAUGUCAUGUGACAAAUGGUGUUACAAUGUUUUUGUUUUGAUUAUGUGAAAUAUAUACUACACAAAAAUGCUGUAAUCACUCAACUGAAUGCGUCAAAUGCAAGUUUUACACGUCAGUACAAUUUAAGCUCACUGCUGAAUUACGUAACAUCAAACUCUGUUAAUUUUAAUGUACUGUAACAAAUAAUUUCUAUAAACAGUUAAUAUUUGCCUCUACCGUUGAUAUAUGCUGUACAGUAUAUAUAUGCUGUACAUUUAAUAUAUGCUGUACAGUUGAUACAUGUAUAUGCUGUUCAGUUGAUAUAUGCUGUGCAAUUGAUAUAUGCUGUACUGUUGAUAUAUGCUGUACAGUUGAUAUAUGCUGUACAGUUGAUAUAUGCUGUACUGUUGAUAUAUGCUGUACAGUUGAUAUAUGCUGUACCAUUGAUAUAUGAUGUACAGUUGAUAUAUGCUGUACCGUUGAUAUAUGCUGUACAGUUGAUAUAUGCUGUACCGUUGAUAUAUGCUUUAUGUUUUGAAGUGUACAUGCCUAGUGUCCCACCUGUUUUUGUAAAAUUUUAUAUUUGUGCUGAAAUGUUUAAUAUAAUCACAUUUGAUAGACUCUAAGCAAACAUUUUGAUUAUAUUUAAAUAUACAAGUAAUACUGUCUUUAUUUCAAUCAUACAUGAUAAGCUAUUAAAAAGAUCUAUAUUUGACUAUCAUGAUUCUUAAGUUCAGACAAGUCAAACUAUAGACAGAUGGAAGUAGUGUUUUUCCAUCUGAAGAAUUCAAGAUUACUAACUUCAGCUGUAGUUGAUUGUGACAAAGGCUUUCACAAUAUUGGACAUAAAGUUUGCAAAACAUUGAAAAAGCUGCUCUUUCUGACAAUUUUAAUUGUAAGACCAAACAAUUUGUUUAAGCAUUGAAUUUUAAUUAAAGUCAUAUUUUGAAGAUAUGUUUUACUAUAGUCAGAUUGAAGUUACACCCCUGGUCACUGAGUGUUUGACAGUACUGUGUUCCACUUAAUAUAUUUAUAUACAAGGACGUUCAUAGCAGACAUUGAAAAAUGGGAAUUAUUUGAUUUAAAUAGAGCAUUAUUUCUAUGCAAUUUGUAUGUGAAUUUUGCUAGAUUAACAAGAUAACAUAUAAUUGUUUUGUGUAAUUUUCAAUUGAAACAUGUUAUAAAUGUGUUUACCAGUUUAUACAGUAUUUUAUUGUUAUGAUGAAAUGUUUUGUUAUAUUAUUAUAAGAUUAACAUGUUAUAAAGAAUAAAAUCACAGUAACUUAA